AUGGUUACCCUGGGCGGGGGAAUCAUUACUAAGGAUACCGGGGCAAUUAUCUCUGCUAUCACAGUUCAGGGAGACCGUAAAAAAGGUCUCUCGAUUGUCCACAAACAUCGCAAUCUACAGAUUAUAGGUAGCACGGCCAAUGUGGCCGGGAUCAAUAUCAAAUCUAAGCUGGUCGAUCUCUGCGUGCAGGUAAUCAAGUACCAGACAAAGACAUGUGUGACAGACUUAAAUUAUGGGGCUUUCAACCAUCAGGUGGACCACGUUGCCAAGCUAUCAACUACAACAUGGAGGGACAGUAAAUGUACUGUUCAGGCAAUCUUUGUUAUUGGCUUUGGUAUGCCUAAUGCGUUCCGUUAG
Molecule: messenger RNA, 357 nt
Organism: Aspergillus alliaceus
Lineage: Eukaryota; Fungi; Ascomycota; Eurotiomycetes; Eurotiales; Aspergillaceae
Exons: 1
Coding region: 1-357 (118 amino acids)
Source: RefSeq, a predicted model, not a curated record